Brienomyrus brachyistius is the source of this 1035-nucleotide messenger RNA. Its product is annotated as proline-rich protein HaeIII subfamily 1-like. The transcript is spliced from 4 exons. The record is from RefSeq and is a predicted model, not a curated record. The coding region runs from base 1 to 1035 and encodes 344 amino acids. NCBI's taxonomy places the organism in Eukaryota, Metazoa, Chordata, Actinopteri, Osteoglossiformes, Mormyridae.
AUGGAAUUCACCAUUACAAAGGGCAAAAACAGGUGCUUCGCCAAAUAUGACGCACCAAAUGCAAUUGUGAAAGCAGGGUCUCAGUGGAAGUUUGCUGGACAGUACUUCGUCAGAAGUAUCGUCCACAAUUUUCUUACGUUGGACCAGACUCUGCACCAGUGUCAGAAAGCACACAGCCCUCCUGCUAAGGAUGAUUUCUGCAGCCCAGCUACAGAGGCUGAGCCAGAAGAACCCAGAGAGUCUCAAGAUUCCCCAGACGGCCCGCAAGGGCCCCACCACGGCGCAGCAGAACCAAGGACCACACGCCCUACAGCCCUCAAGAAGAGGCCACCCACACCGCCAGUAGGGGCGGUCAACUGGGGUGCUCAGGGGCGGCGCAGGCAGCCCGACAGCAGGGGACCCCCCCCAGGCGUAGAACGGAAGAGUCCCACCCUACUACACCCGAUGGAUGUGACCCCAGCUAGCAGCCAAGAAUGGGACAGCCCUAGAUCCACCAGCAAACGGAGAUCCGGUCCGGCCAGGCAGGCCCUAAGGCCCCGAAGCUCUCAGACCCUGCAGCCCAAAGGCCCAGUAGCUCUCAGGCCCUGCAGCCCAAAGGCCCCGCCGCUCUCAGACCUCACCUCCCUCAGGCCCCGGCACCCUCAGGCCACCAGCUGCCCCGGCACCCUCAGGCCCCCAACUCUCAGGCCCUGCAGCCCUCAGACCCAGCCGCUCUCAGACCCCACCUCCCUCAGGCCCCGGCACCCUCAGGUCCCCAGCAAUCAGGCCCUGCAGCCCUCAGGCCCUGCUGUCCUCCGGCCCCGCCACUCUCAGACCCCACCUCCAUCAGGUCCCAGCAGCCCUAAGGCCCCGCAGCUCUCAGGCCCUGCAGCCCUCAAGCCCAGAUGCUCUCAGACCCCACCACCCUCAGGCCCCGGCACACUCAGGACCCCAGCUCUCAAGCACUGCAGGCCUCAGGCCCCACCGCUCUCAGACCCCACCUCCCUCAGGCCCCAGCACCCUCAGGCCCACAGCUCUCAGGCCCAGCAGCCCUAA